Molecule: messenger RNA, 2186 nt
Organism: Ilex paraguariensis (yerba mate)
Lineage: Eukaryota; Viridiplantae; Streptophyta; Magnoliopsida; Aquifoliales; Aquifoliaceae
Source: the annotation of a GenBank genome assembly
AUGGCAACUGAAUCCUCGGUUCCUCCCAACCCAACGGACCAGAAACCCCAAAACCCAGCUUCCGAGGUUGUACAGCCAACACUUGAGAAUCAGCAAGAUAUGGCGGAGGCAUCUAAAGAAAGUUCUCCACCAUCUGUGUUUGUGAACUCAGAACCAAUGCGAGAGGACCAAGUGCAAAAUGCUGUAAAGUUCCUUUCACACCCGAGAGUUAGGGGAUCUCCGGUCAUAUAUAGACGAUCCUUUCUUGAGAGGAAGGGCCUCACGAAGGAGGAGAUAGAUGAAGCCUUUCGCCGUGUGCCUGAUCCGACCCCAACUAUUUCCAAUGCGCCGACAACUGUUACAAAUCAAGAUUCGCAUGCGAAGUCUUCAGCAAAUAUUAAUCCACAGGCUCCAAGUCAAAGUCUGCAGCCUGCAGUAGUCACUCCGGCUGGUGUCAUUUCUAAAGUAGGAACCUUUUCCAGAUUCCACUGGUCCCAUGCUCUUCUUGCUGUAGGAGUACUGGCUGCUUCAGGAGCUGGAACAGCCGUACUUUUUAAGAAAACUAUCAUUCCUACUUUGAAGUCUUGGAUUCGCAAAGUUGUAAUGGAAGAAGAAGAGGAUCCUGUGGCCAAAUCAAACUCAAAACCAAGUUUGACAGAGGAAGCUGCUGCUGCUGCAAAAGCUGCUGCAGCUGCAGCUGCUGAAGUGGCACAGGCAAGCCAGGAAAUGUUGGUUUCAAAAACUGAAGAGAAUAGAUACUUCAAGGAACUUAUGGAUCUGUUAGGUGUGCAAGUACGGGAAAUGAAGUCAAUGAGUAAAGCCAUACAGAAGUUGGAAGGUAGGAGAGAAGCUAUUGUCGAUUACACGCUUGAGAAUUUGUUUCCUUUAUUGUUAUCUGCGAAGUGUACACUCUCUUUGUAUAUCAGCUUUUUGCCAACUGUAGAUAACCCGGAGAGAACAGAAGUUCAGUUUUUCUCUAUUGGCUCCUGCAAAUCUAUAAUUGUUGAGGUUGUGACCCCAGAAUGGGUUGAUUAUUUUGAGCACUUAACAGAAAGGAAUAUUGUUGGUCUGAAGGGUAGUGCUACCACAUUCUCAAGACAAAGUAAUACCCCUAGAAGAAUAUCUAUUGCUGAACAAGAUGAUCAUAGAGUCUCAGUCUCAAGGCAAUCAUAUGCAAAUGGCAAUGCGGACUUUGACUUGCGUUCAGGGAGAUCUUCAUCUCCACCUGCCACUGUGGAAUCCUCUGUUGCACCUCACCCAAAGUCAUAUGCAGAGAGCGUGGCAAUGGUUCAAAGAGGAGAGAGACCUCCUAACAUUAGAAAGAUCAAUGAUCUACCAUCCAAUCCUAAUCAGCCAGUGUCUAUUCCUCACAUAACACCCAGACCUCAGCCUUGGGAGUUCGGUCUAGCUCAGAAUACCUCAAACCAUGUGCUUCAUUCUCAAGAAAGUAGUGAUGGCUUGGACUCCAUUUUUCAGGACAAUGGACUCGGUAAUCAGUUGAAUGGAGACAGUUCAGUGCCUUGGUGGCAACGAAAAAAUGUCAGAAUCACAGAAAUUGAGAGUGAAGAUGAACACAAGACUGGGUCUUCUAGUGUGCUAACCAAUGGCCGACCAGUUCAACGCUCGUGGGUUCCUCCCCAGCCACCUCCUGUGGUAAUGCCAGAAGCAGCUGCAGCCAUUCGACAGCCAAAAAAAUCAUUAAUUCAAAAAGAAGAAUUGACAGAUGAUCAGUUACUGGCCCGUUCUUCAGAUAUAACCGAUGAGUUGCAAAGGAUCACAAAAAUAUCAGAGUCAGGAGGUGUAGAAGAGACUAAUGGUGGGAUCUCUGAGCUGAACAGAAAUGAGAUACAAAACGAAGACAACUCUUACAUUGAGACUUAAAGAGAGUAACUGAAAGGGGUCGAUCUAAGGUACUUAUUUCCAUCAUUAUUAGUUGAUAACGAUAAUCCAAGGACUUGUUUGUUGCAAUUAUCAAUCCAUUUGAUCACGUACGUGUAUGUACCUGAACUGUGUUAAGAAAUAUAGGGUUAUUUUGUUUAUUAAGGGUAAAAUAGUCCUUUAUUUUUUUUUUGUUUAGUCUAUAUAUAGUCUCUUUGUAUUUAGGUUAAAUCACUUAUUUGUAUUCAAUUGAAUUAUGCAGUAUCAAUAAAACUCUAGCCUCCUCUUUUCUUAUCUUUUGUAUUUCUCUUUUAUUAGAUUGUUUAACA